CCUUCAGCUCAACUGGGGUGGCUAAGUCAAUCACGUGGUUUUUACGAGUUUCUUCAGCCACCACGCGGGAAGGGCGAUCGAUCCUUUGGCUGCCAUGGACGAUGUGAUUAUGCAGCACCGUUUGUAGUCACACAACGUCGCAGCUGAAAAUGGCAGUGCGAUUCACUUUUCUUUGGGUCUGAUUCUCCUUCGUCAUGAGCAUUUAGAUGGGUUUCAAGCCCCUGAAGUCAAGCUCUGAUUGUACUUGGUACCCACAAAGUCAUCGUUACACGAAUCUCGCAAUCUAGGUACUCAGCUCGGUAUUCCAGCCACAACCAUCAUGAGUGUCUUCUGGGGAGGGUUCAAGAGCCGAAAAAAGACUCGCCACUGUAUUCAUGAACACCAAAGCACACACGCAGGAGAGCCAGAAGAAGAACCAGUCGCCGAGACAACCUCUGAACGAUCGUCAAAUCACGUGCCUGAUGCUAAUGCUGGAGAGGUCAACACAAGUGGUGUUGUCCCACCCAUUGCUAGAGACUCGAAGGGUCGAUGUCAAAUAUGUCGGCAAGAACAGCUGGCAGCAAGGAGAUAUCGAUGGCGGCUCAUUAUUGGGAUCUUCUUCCCCUUCGCCCUCCAGGCCCUCGAUACAACUAUCGUUGCCUCAGCACUCUCCCGAGUGGCGUCUGAUUUCCACGAACUCAAACAAAUGAACUUUAUUAUCUCGAUAUUCAGUCUGUGUUCUGCAACAUUUAUCCCAUUUUGGGGUCAAAUCAUCGAUAUAUUCGGCCGAACGGUAACUCUCGAGGUUACUCUACUAAUUAUGCUGGUCGGAACUGCUUUGUGUACUGCUGCCCCGUUGCGCGCCUUCCCCGUCUUCAUUCUUGGCCGAGCUCUCCAAGGAUUAUCUGUGUCUGGAAUCAAUGUUUCGACUCGAGUAAUUAUGGCGGACAAGGUCACGCUUAAGGAAAAUGCUAAAAACAAUAGCAUUUUUGCUUUGUUUGCAGGAAUUUCCUACGCUGUUGGUCCCCUUAUCGGCGGCUUUCUCGCAAACAGCAACUGGAGAUGGUGCUUCGCUAUCAACCUCCCCGUUGCAGCAGUUGGCAUGAUCCUUGUCUUCAUUGUUCUCAGACCACAAUUAUUGGGGCCACAGCCGUUACCUGAACUGCUUGGACAAGACAGCGAGCUGAGAGGAUAUCAGAAAUUCAAGGCACAAUUAUCAACGAUCGACUUCUUCGGCCAGUUCUUCUUCCUCUUUGGGCUUGGGCUUCUUGUUCUGGGAUUGACCUGGGGCGGUGCGAGCUAUCCAUGGCAUGAUUCCCGAGUCGUAACCACGCUCGUCACAGGCUCAAUUCUAUCCGUUUGCUUCAUAAUUUGGCAAUACCUGAUGGCACCAGGGAAAUAUGUAUCGCGAAAGUUUCCACUGCAACGUCCGGUCUUACCAUGGGUCUUGCUUUCACAAAGAAACAUGUACUUGCUCUUCUAUAUCAAUUUCGCCACAGGCAUGGCAAUCACUGCCGUACUAUACUUCACGGACUUCUACUACAUUAACGUGAAAGGCGAUAGCACGAGCAUUGCCGGCCUUCAACUGCUCUAUUACACGCCGGGAAUCGGAAUCGGAGUUUAUCUCGCGAUGGUCUUUUGUAAUUUUUGGCCUCGGCAAACAUUUCUCCCUUUGUUCCUCGGUUCCAUCACUGAAGCAACCGGGAUAUCUGUUUUAGCAUGGGCACUCGACCAAGGCCAUCCCACAACCAUCGCUUUCAUGAUGGGGCUUACUGGGGCUGGAACUGGCCUUCGUUUUAUGCCAGGCAGUCUCCAUGGCAUCGGGUUCUUCCCAAACGACAUCGCCGCUGUCAUAGCUAUGACCUCUUUUGCUGUCCCAUUUGGUGGAACGCUGGCAAUGACGUUGAUGAGCAGCGUCUUUUUCAACAAGGUCGGUUUUUCGAUUACUGAGUCUCCAACGCAACCAGGGCUCCCAAAACUGCCUCCAGAGAUCCUAGGACCGCUUCAAUACAAGAUUAAAAAGGGCGUCGUGUUCGCUUUCACCAGUAUUUUGCCGUUUAUGUGGAUGUGUGUCUUAGCGGCCGCUAGCUUAGGCAACGUUAAGAUUACGAGGAAGAGGAAGAUAGACUCUGAGGGACAGAUGGACUUCUCUGAGAAUACGACGGAAGGAGCAUUCUUACCUGCGCUGCUGAGGAGACGAUUAGGCAGAAAGAAGCAAGAGGUUGGAACUGGUGUCGCUGUGCAAACGGAGGAGGAGAAGGCAAGAGAGCAGGUCCAGAUCACUGUUGCGAACGAUACGCACGUUUAA
This is a messenger RNA of Hyaloscypha bicolor E, 2287 nucleotides long. Its product is annotated as MFS general substrate transporter. Gene Ontology annotation, biological process: basic amino acid transport; transmembrane transport. Lineage: Eukaryota; Fungi; Ascomycota; Leotiomycetes; Helotiales; Hyaloscyphaceae. The record is from RefSeq and is a predicted model, not a curated record. Gene Ontology annotation, molecular function: basic amino acid transmembrane transporter activity. The transcript has 8 exons. Gene Ontology annotation, cellular component: fungal-type vacuole membrane. Bases 320 to 2287 code for a protein of 655 amino acids.